AUAAUCGCCGAUCAACUGUCAAACUGGACACUGACAACUAAUUAUCACAUAGCGGUGCGAGAAAAUGAGUGGAUUGAUAGUGAAUAUAUUGCGCAGGAGAGCUUUCUACGCAAUCAACAACAAAGUUUCAGAACUAUCGAUUCCCGCUUUAAUUCUAAACAGGGAUUUCAGUUCGACUCUAAGAUUCCAACAAAAGCAAAAUGUUGACUCCAAAAAUUCCAGUGACGACGACAAAAAAAAGAAAAAGGAUUUAGUCAAGAUAACUCUGCUUGGGAAAAAUAACGUGACGGUCACGUCGCUUGAAGAGGCUCAGAAACUCUCUCACCGCAGGAACAUGACGCUGGUGAAAGUGCAGGAUUUUGACGUGAAAACCCAGCGACCAGUGUACCAAAUGCUCACCACAUCCGAACUUCUUACUGAAGAGGGAUCAGAUAAAAAGAGUGCAGGUUCCUCGAAGAAAAAUGAGAAACUCCUCAACAUCGGAAGUCGAAUUGCUGACCAUGACCUCGCUUCCCGGCUCAAAAAUAUUUCCAAGUGGCUUCAGAAAGGAAUCGAAGUGCGAGUCCUAAUUCAUGGAACCGAUGCCAGCGAUCCAGGUGUAGAGAAAGUGUUUAAUGCCGUUGAAAACGCCAGCAAAGAGGCUGGGGCGCGUAUAGUCCAAAAAGUGAAUAAAGGCGGGAAUAUGAAAUUUAACAUAAUUCCGCCCAGCGCAGGCUCCUCCGAAGGAAAAGGCUCGUGACUAGAUUCAAACGCCAGAAAAGGCGUGUUGUUAAUUGCAUUGUUAUUGAUUGUAAAAUAUGCAGCAUGGAUAUUAGUCCUAAAGUCAAGAUGAAAAUGGUUUCGUUUCUUAACGUUCUUAAGACUGCUUUUAAAGUAAAUAAGAUUGUGUUUAGCAUUCAUAUUGCAUCUGUUUUUCAUUGUUAGUUUACGGCAGUCCUUAAAAUGUCUUCCAUUGCUCUAAUUUCGCACGCGGCGAUAGUUUCAACAAAGUAAUAAAUCGCAUUAUGUUCGGA
Messenger RNA from Hermetia illucens (black soldier fly), 1013 nucleotides. RefSeq names its product translation initiation factor IF-3 (gene mIF3). The record is from RefSeq and is a predicted model, not a curated record. Gene Ontology annotation, cellular component: mitochondrion. NCBI's taxonomy places the organism in Eukaryota, Metazoa, Arthropoda, Insecta, Diptera, Stratiomyidae. The transcript has 2 exons. The coding region runs from base 65 to 739 and encodes 224 amino acids. Gene Ontology annotation, biological process: ribosome disassembly; mitochondrial translational initiation. Gene Ontology annotation, molecular function: translation initiation factor activity; ribosome binding.